UCCAGAGAUCCUUGCGCUGGUGGCUCGAACCUGACGACGUCUGCGUGGGCAUGCCCUUCGUACCCCCACAGCCGGACAUUACCCUGACAACAGACGCCUCCUUGAUAGGAUGGGGCGCCCAUGUCCUGGAUUUUACCAUCAAGGACAAGUGGUCGUAGACAGAGGCUUCUCUCCACAUAAACGCUCUAGAAAUGCUCGCGGUGGAGAAAGCUCUCAAGGCCUUCUGCUGCCUUCUCACCAACAAGGUAGUACUAUUGCUUACGGACAAUACUACCACCAUGUACUACCUCAACAAGCAAGGAGGCACAAGAUCAACAACGCUCCUGGAGAUCACCCUCCGCAUCUGGGAGUGGUGCAUCGCCCAUAGCAUCUUGCUGCAGUGCAUCCAUCUACCAAGGGACCAGAACGACUGAGCAGACCAACUGAGCAGAUCCCCAAAGACCUGCCACGAACUGAGGCUCCAUCCCAAGGUGGUCGCCAACUUUUUCCUCCGGUGGGGGUUCCCAGUGUUGGACCUUUUUGCUUCUCCAAACAACACCCACAUUCCAGAGUUUUGCUCUCAAACUCGGGGACCGGGCUCCAGGGGAAACGCCUUUCAACUCGACUGGAGCCAGGGACUGCUGUAUGCCUUUCCCCCCUUUCCUUUGCUAACGAGGGUGCUGUCAAAAAUCAUGACGGACCAAGCCGACGUCAUUCUAAUCUCCCCGUGGUGGCCGAGACAGCCGUGGUUCGCUCCACUCCUCCGUCUGUCCAAAAGCCUUUAUCUCCGACUCGACUACCGUCCCAACCUCCUCUCCCUCCACAACGGGAUGGUCCUGCACCCCGACAUGGAGUCUCUCCCAUUGGCAGCAUGGAGGAUCCGCUGUUAAUUUCCCUCCCGGCUGAUAUCCAGGAUGUGAUAAUGGCGGCUCAGAAACCCUCUACACGUAGGGCCUAUAGUUAUAAGUGGGACAAAUUUCUCGCCUUCCUUAACGAGAAGGAUAUUGUACCUUCCCAGGUUUCUAUUUCCACGAUUUUGGGCUUUCUUAUGUCCCUGGCCAACGCAGGACUAUCUUUGAAUUCUAUUAAGUGCUACUUGUCUGCUAUCUCCUCCCAUUAUACGUUUGGAGAUAAACCCUCUUUAUUUAGGAACUCACUAGUGAAGAGAUUUCUGCGAGGGUUCAAUAACCUUCACCCGCCUUGCUCUUCUCCUUCCCCAGCUUGGAGCCUAGAAUUGGUACUCUCCAAGCUAACCUCCAAGCCCUUCGAGCCCAUGGCUACGACGGACCUGAGGCUGCUGACAUGGAAGACAGCCUUCUUGGUAGCCAUCACCUCCGCUCGUCGGGCCGGUGAACUGUGUGCGCUUCGGGCUGACCAGCCCUAUAUCCGCUUCCACAGGGACAAGGUUGUGCUUCGGGCCGACAUCACUUUCCUGCCUAAAGUGGUGUCAGCCUUUCACCUCAAUCAGGACAUUAUUCUCCCCAUUCUGGCCCCGAACCCAUCCACUGAUGAGGAGCGUCGCAUGCACUCGCUAGACGUCAGAAGGGCACUGGCAUUCUAUUUGGACAGGACCUUGGGCUCGAGGCUCUCGAAUAGACUUUUUGUUUGCUACUCGGAAGCGAAGAAGGGGCUGCCUGUCUCAUCUCAAAGAUUCUCUAAGUGGGUCUCAAAUACCAUUUAUUUGUGUUAUGAACUGGCAGGCGUCCCUGCUCCGGUACGAGUUCGGGCCCAUGCAACUAGGGCGGAGGCAGCAUCCUCAGCCUUCUUGAUGGGGAUUCCCCUUGAGGAUGUCUGCCGGGCUGCUACCUGGUCCCAGCCACUGACAUUUAUUAGACACUACAGGCUGGACUCCAGGGAUAGGCAAAGAGCAGCCUUUGGGAGGGCAGUGUUACUCUCAGGUUUGCAUUGAUUACACAAACAGGGCCAUGUUGGUCAUAUUGUUUAUUCUGUGUCAAUAAAUUUCAUUGAUUUACAUGCUUGGACACUCCCUCCUCCUUGACUUUAGCUAGCCAUUCUAACCCAUUUGUGUGAUUCAC
Molecule: messenger RNA, 2015 nt
Organism: Sceloporus undulatus (fence lizard)
Lineage: Eukaryota; Metazoa; Chordata; Lepidosauria; Squamata; Phrynosomatidae
Exons: 2
Coding region: 851-1888 (345 amino acids)
Biological process (GO): DNA recombination; DNA integration
Molecular function (GO): DNA binding
Source: RefSeq, a predicted model, not a curated record